Messenger RNA from Molossus molossus (Pallas's mastiff bat), 4095 nucleotides. RefSeq names its product splicing factor 3b subunit 3 (gene SF3B3). Gene Ontology annotation, molecular function: protein binding; U2 snRNA binding. The coding region runs from base 175 to 3828 and encodes 1217 amino acids. NCBI's taxonomy places the organism in Eukaryota, Metazoa, Chordata, Mammalia, Chiroptera, Molossidae. The record is from RefSeq and is a predicted model, not a curated record. Gene Ontology annotation, biological process: mRNA splicing, via spliceosome. Gene Ontology annotation, cellular component: nucleus; U2 snRNP. The transcript has 26 exons.
UCUUAAGGGCUAAUGGCGGAUGCCGGAUGCCUGUCGUUGGCGGUGGCUUAGGCCUUGAAGGAACGCUGCAUCCGUUGGAUAUCUACACCAUCUUCCCGGCUGCAGGCUUGCUUUGACGCGGUGUAAUCAACACUUGGAUUGUGGAGUGGUGGGUGGCUCAUUGGUGUUGUCACCAUGUUCCUGUACAACUUGACCUUACAGCGAGCCACUGGUAUCAGCUUUGCCAUUCAUGGCAACUUCUCAGGAACCAAACAACAGGAAAUUGUUGUUUCUCGUGGGAAGAUCUUGGAGCUGCUUCGCCCGGAUCCCAACACUGGCAAAGUACACACCCUACUAACUGUGGAAGUAUUUGGUGUUAUUCGGUCACUCAUGGCCUUUAGGCUGACAGGUGGCACCAAAGACUACAUUGUGGUUGGUAGUGAUUCAGGUCGGAUUGUUAUCCUGGAAUACCAGCCGUCUAAGAAUAUGUUUGAGAAAAUUCACCAAGAAACCUUUGGCAAGAGUGGAUGCCGCCGUAUUGUUCCUGGCCAGUUCUUAGCUGUGGACCCCAAAGGGCGAGCUGUUAUGAUUAGUGCCAUUGAAAAACAGAAAUUGGUGUAUAUCUUAAACAGAGAUGCUGCAGCCCGGCUUACCAUCUCAUCUCCACUGGAGGCCCACAAAGCGAACACUUUAGUAUAUCAUGUGGUUGGAGUAGAUGUAGGAUUUGAAAAUCCAAUGUUUGCUUGUCUGGAAAUGGAUUAUGAGGAAGCAGACAAUGAUCCAACAGGGGAAGCUGCAGCAAAUACCCAACAGACGCUUACUUUCUAUGAAUUAGACCUUGGUUUAAAUCAUGUGGUUCGAAAAUACAGUGAGCCUUUGGAGGAACAUGGCAACUUUCUUAUUACAGUUCCAGGAGGGUCAGAUGGUCCAAGUGGAGUGCUAAUCUGCUCUGAAAACUAUAUCACCUAUAAGAACUUUGGUGACCAACCAGAUAUCCGCUGUCCAAUUCCCAGGAGAAGGAAUGACCUGGAUGACCCUGAAAGAGGAAUGAUUUUUGUCUGCUCUGCCACCCAUAAGACCAAAUCAAUGUUCUUCUUUUUGGCCCAAACUGAGCAGGGCGAUAUCUUCAAGAUCACUUUGGAGACUGAUGAAGAUAUGGUUACUGAGAUCCGGCUCAAGUAUUUUGAUACGGUGCCUGUUGCUGCUGCCAUGUGUGUGCUUAAAACAGGCUUCCUUUUUGUAGCAUCAGAAUUUGGAAACCAUUACUUAUAUCAAAUUGCACAUCUUGGAGAUGAUGAUGAAGAACCUGAGUUUUCAUCUGCCAUGCCUCUGGAAGAAGGAGACACAUUCUUCUUUCAGCCAAGACCUCUCAAAAACCUUGUGCUAGUCGAUGAGUUGGACAGCCUCUCUCCCAUUUUGUUUUGCCAGAUAGCUGAUUUGGCAAAUGAAGACACUCCACAACUGUAUGUGGCCUGUGGUCGGGGACCCCGAUCAUCUCUGAGAGUCUUGAGGCAUGGACUUGAGGUGUCGGAAAUGGCUGUCUCUGAACUACCCGGUAACCCCAAUGCUGUCUGGACAGUGCGCCGGCACAUUGAAGAUGAAUUUGAUGCCUACAUCAUUGUGUCUUUUGUGAAUGCCACACUUGUGUUGUCUAUCGGAGAGACUGUGGAAGAAGUGACUGACUCUGGGUUCCUGGGCACCACCCCGACCUUGUCCUGCUCCUUGUUAGGAGAUGAUGCCUUGGUGCAGGUGUAUCCUGAUGGCAUUCGGCACAUACGAGCAGACAAGAGAGUCAAUGAGUGGAAGACCCCUGGAAAGAAAACAAUUGUGAAAUGUGCGGUGAACCAGCGACAAGUGGUGAUUGCCCUGACAGGAGGAGAGCUGGUCUAUUUUGAAAUGGAUCCCUCAGGACAGCUGAACGAGUACACAGAGAGGAAGGAGAUGUCAGCAGAUGUGGUGUGCAUGAGUCUGGCCAAUGUACCUCCUGGAGAGCAGCGGUCUCGCUUCCUGGCUGUGGGACUGGUAGACAACACUGUCAGAAUCAUUUCCCUGGACCCCUCUGACUGUUUGCAACCUCUUAGCAUGCAGGCUCUCCCAGCCCAGCCUGAAUCCUUGUGUAUUGUGGAAAUGGGUGGGACUGAGAAGCAGGAUGAGCUGGGUGAGAGAGGCUCUAUUGGCUUCCUAUACCUGAAUAUUGGGCUACAGAAUGGUGUGCUGUUGCGAACUGUUCUGGACCCUGUCACUGGGGAUCUAUCUGACACCCGCACUAGGUACCUGGGGUCCCGUCCUGUGAAACUCUUUCGUGUUCGGAUGCAAGGCCAGGAGGCAGUGUUGGCCAUGUCAAGCCGCUCAUGGUUGAGCUAUUCUUACCAAUCUCGCUUCCAUCUCACACCCCUGUCUUAUGAGACCCUGGAAUUUGCAUCUGGCUUUGCCUCUGAACAGUGUCCUGAGGGCAUUGUGGCCAUCUCCACCAAUACCCUGAGGAUUUUGGCAUUGGAGAAGCUAGGUGCUGUCUUUAAUCAAGUAGCCUUUCCACUGCAGUACACACCCAGGAAAUUUGUCAUUCACCCUGAAAGUAACAACCUUAUCAUCAUUGAGACUGAUCACAAUGCCUACACUGAGGCUACAAAAGCUCAGAGGAAGCAGCAGAUGGCAGAGGAAAUGGUGGAAGCAGCAGGGGAGGAUGAGCGGGAGCUAGCUGCAGAGAUGGCAGCAGCAUUCCUCAAUGAAAACCUCCCUGAGUCCAUUUUUGGAGCUCCCAAGGCUGGAAAUGGACAGUGGGCCUCUGUGAUCCGAGUGAUGAAUCCUAUUCAGGGUAACACACUGGACCUUGUCCAGCUGGAACAGAAUGAGGCUGCUUUUAGUGUGGCUGUGUGCAGAUUCUCCAACACUGGUGACGACUGGUAUGUGCUGGUGGGCGUGGCCAAAGACCUGAUACUGAACCCCCGAUCUGUAGCAGGGGGCUUUGUCUAUACCUACAAGCUUGUGAACAGUGGGGAAAAACUGGAGUUUUUGCACAAGACUCCAGUAGAAGAGGUCCCUGCUGCCAUUGCCCCAUUCCAGGGUAGAGUGUUGAUUGGUGUGGGGAAGCUUCUGCGAGUCUAUGACCUGGGAAAGAAGAAAUUACUCCGAAAAUGUGAGAACAAGCAUAUCGCCAAUUACAUCUCUGGGAUUCAGACAAUUGGGCAUAGAGUAAUUGUGUCUGAUGUCCAAGAAAGUUUCAUCUGGGUUCGCUACAAGCGUAAUGAGAACCAGCUCAUCAUCUUUGCUGAUGACACCUACCCCCGGUGGGUCACCACAGCUAGCCUUCUCGAUUAUGACACUGUGGCAGGCGCAGACAAGUUUGGCAACAUUUGUGUGGUGAGGCUCCCACCUAACACCAAUGACGAAGUGGACGAGGAUCCCACAGGAAACAAAGCCCUGUGGGAUCGGGGCUUGCUCAAUGGGGCCUCUCAGAAGGCAGAGGUGAUCAUGAACUAUCACGUGGGGGAGACAGUGCUGUCAUUACAGAAGACCACGCUGAUCCCUGGAGGCUCAGAAUCUCUUGUCUAUACCACCUUGUCAGGAGGAAUUGGCAUCCUUGUUCCAUUUACAUCUCAUGAGGACCAUGACUUCUUCCAACAUGUGGAAAUGCACCUACGGUCUGAGCAUCCCCCUCUUUGUGGGCGAGACCAUCUCAGCUUUCGUUCUUACUAUUUCCCUGUUAAGAAUGUGAUUGAUGGAGACCUCUGUGAGCAGUUCAACUCUAUGGAGCCCAACAAACAAAAGAAUGUCUCUGAAGAACUGGACCGAACCCCACCUGAGGUGUCCAAGAAGCUUGAGGACAUCCGGACCCGCUAUGCCUUCUGAGCCUUUUUUUCCUAUGGGGCUUGUCAAAGACUUUGUGUAUUGUUUUCCCAACUACCUGUCUCUGAAUCCAUAUGGCAGAAGAAAAGUGGUUGGGUAAUAAGACUUCCCAUAGAGUGACUGGUUUUCCCUAAAAUUGACACUGAGAUUUACUAUGCUUCUACCUGCCUGGUAUAUAAUAUAUUGCCCCAGGUCUAGUGUGGAAUACAAUGGCCACUAGUCCCCAAAGCCUUCCCUGCAUUGAUAUUUCUGGCUUUUGUGUCUACUUUU